This is a messenger RNA of Coffea eugenioides, 576 nucleotides long. RefSeq names its product methyltransferase-like protein 7A. Bases 180 to 431 code for a protein of 83 amino acids. The transcript is spliced from 3 exons. Lineage: Eukaryota; Viridiplantae; Streptophyta; Magnoliopsida; Gentianales; Rubiaceae. The record is from RefSeq and is a predicted model, not a curated record.
UGAAGGUCAUUUAUCCCUCGGAGUUAAUUUUGCAAUGGGAGUGUCUGACCAUUGAAUUGUGCAGGUUGCAGAGGCUCUGCCCCUUGGUGAUGCAUCUGUGGAUGCUGUAGUGGCCACACUUGUCCUAUGUUCUGUCAAAGAUGUUGACUUGGCGCUGCAAGUAAUUGUUUUCAGAGAUUAUGAGGGUGCUAAAGCCAGGUGGGCUCUGUGUGUUUGUGGAACACGUAGCAGCAGAAGAUGGAACAAUUCGGAGAUUUUUCCAAGGGAUUCUUGAUCCUUUGCAGCAGUUUGUUGCUGAUGGCUGUCACUUCACUAGAAAAACUGGAGAAGUUAUUGCUAAAGCGGUCUUCUCAUCUGUUGAACUUCAGCGGGCAUUUGUGUCUUCUGCCUCAAUAGCAAAUCCUCAGGUUUAUGGGAUAGCUCGCAAGUAGCCUAGAUUAAUGUUAUGCCACAUAAAAUAUUCCUGCUGCAAACCUUGGAAUAAUUAUUUGAAUACUGAGUGUGUCUAGUGUAUUUGGAUAGAGUAUCAUUUGAAAUAUUAUUUAAAAUAAUUAAUGUAGCACUUUUUGUGAUGUG